Messenger RNA from Dendronephthya gigantea, 3570 nucleotides. RefSeq lists its product as uncharacterized. The record is from RefSeq and is a predicted model, not a curated record. The transcript has 23 exons. Lineage: Eukaryota; Metazoa; Cnidaria; Anthozoa; Malacalcyonacea; Nephtheidae. The coding region runs from base 90 to 3569 and encodes 1159 amino acids.
CAAAGAGUGGGACUUCCGCUAGAAUUACGUCUAUUCUGUGCUAAAACCCAGAUAUUUUCUUAAUUUCAGCAUGUCGUUAUGCACUAGGAAUGAGCUAUUUCAUGUUAAGAGGAAGAAGUCCUUCAAUGGGAUUUAUUAACCGCCAACUUCAUAAAGGAACUUUUAAGUUAACAAAAUAUGGUCCAACUGUGAACAGGUAUCAUAAGUUCACCGCUACGGGACCAUAUGCUUACAUGCCUACUUACCAUGAUAGAACAAUGUAUGAAGAGAUUUGGGGGGGUUUAAAAUAUCACGACAUCUAUGUGGAAAUACAAUUACAUGGUGUGCACAUUCUUGAUGGCCACGCUGUAAUUGGAGGACAGAUUAAACACGAAACUUACAUCUUUCUCGUUGGUAAUUCCUGGCCUACGACCAUAACACGCUGGGCUGUAAACUACACCAGCGACUACAAGGAAUGGACCCGUUAUAAGAAUAAAGAUGGAGAGGAACAUCACUUCAGGUUGUUGGAAAUGACCAGAAAAGACGGAAUGGCUUAUCCUGGUUACCACAAAUUUGAACCUAGAAUCAUUGCCAAUCGUAUUCGCAUUUUACAGUUAUCAUACAGAGUAAUGGCAGCCGGAUUAGGUGGAUGUUUUGCAGUGGAGCUCUUUGGUUGCAGCUACGAUGGCGAAAAUGCUGGCUUACAGACUCCAGUAAAAAAGGAGAAAGGAACCUACUGGUUGACCAAUGAGACUGUUUAUCCAUGGCAACUUUACGCCGUUUUUAACCGACCUGCGUAUACGACUGUUCCUGAAAAACAAGUAGCAAUGGUACUAUCAAAGUACUAUGUUGACGACUUAGAAGACGGUAUGCUCUCUAUCUAUGGCCAUUGUCAACCAUACGGGAAAUAUCCAGCUCGUUUGAUUCUGGCACAGAAAGGCGAAUUUUGGUUUCCAGAUGGCAGUCCCUUGAGAUAUCGUCUUCGUGAUGGUAAUACACCAGAGUGUAUAACGAAUUUCAGAGAUUACAUUAACGACCCAUUGAAGUCACUGGAAUGUUUUCAAAAUCUGGCACACUUCAAGAAAUCGUGGGACAUCCCAGCAUCUAAAAAAAUAAAAUAUGAACCCCGAAAAGGAUAUAGAACGCGGUAUAUCGCUGCCACUAACGAACUAGAAACUGUGGUAAAUAAAAAGAUUCCUCAAACUAAUUUCUGGUGUGCGCAGAAAUUUGUGAACACAAAAUUUUAUUUUAAACCGUAUCCCACCAAAAGAACUACAGACUGCAGUGAUAUCAUCUUGGCUUUCGGUGAUUCGUAUUGCAAAAAUUCAUUAGCAGAAUACUGGGAGAUCGACCUGAAGAAGAUUUUCCUGAUAGACAGCCUGAAGUUCAAAGGUCAUAAAGAUAGUGCUAGAAAAAGCUGGGCAAGCCGUGUCAAAGUUAUGUACAGUGAAGAUAAAGACGUUUGGCUGUUACUCAAACAGCGCUACUUAACCAAAGCGGAUUUUAAAACUAACACAGGGUCGAGACAUACCUCCCACCAUUUCUUGAAUCCACGAAUCAAGGCGAGAUAUCUACGGAUCACUGCUGUGGCAGGAAGCCGCGACCGUUGCAUGAGAGUUGAAAUACGUGGCUGCAGCAAAGAGCCUUGGUUGCAAGCAAAACAGAAGGUUAAAGACGAUGCUAAAAGAAUUGGUCUCAACAUGUGGCAUGUUGUAGUUUUCAAUAAAAAUAAGGGGAAACGUUUUCAAAUCAAAUGUUACCAUGACGAUGCUCGCGCAAAUGUGAUCGAAACGGUUUAUGAAAUAAUUGGUAGCUACGAAUUCCCGCUGAAAAGGGAUGAAAUUAGACUUCUGGAAUGGAAGGAUGCGAAGAUUUACAAAUGUGUUGCUCGUGACCAAUUGAAAAGGGUCGUCAGUACUCAAAUCUAUAUCAUUACGAGCUACGGAACUAAUUUGCUCAUUCCUGUACAAGAGCAAGGCCUGCUUCAUCAGGGCGGAUCUCCGUUGUUUAACCCUUAUGGCACAAUUUGGACACAUGAACCCGUCACGGCCAAAUUAACGUUCUUGCAUUUUCCUAACGUGAGGACUUCAUACGAAUGGUACGGUCGAAUUGGUCCGUUGGCGUGGAGAUCUGGCGGUGUUAUCAAAAGCCUUGGAAAGGCAAGAACAAGACGCGAAUGUCUUCAAUUAGCAAUAUUUGCUGAAGAAAAAUACUUUAUCUUUUCGUCCAAAAUAAAACAGUGCUUCGCUGGUUGGGCUAUACCGUAUCUUGUUGAUCCACGGGAAAAUCUUUUUGAAAAAUAUAAAGACGCAAUGUCUGUCUAUGAAAUACAGUACAAUCGAGAACCAUAUUCUGUUAAUUGGAGACACGGAGGCACACAAAUUGGUGGCUACGAACAUCAGCCCAAGAGACAAAAGACGAUAGUUUCACAACUACUGCCGUUUAGUUCCGGCAAAUUCCAGUUCCGUUCCGAUGGUGGUUUUACAAGACGUAGCUACGAUAUGCAUUCUUUAAUCAUCAAAGAUUUCACGGUCAACGAGGUGAAGGAUUAUACUCUUGAAAUUAUGACAAUCACCUCAAUUCCACGGCUCAUCUUCAAACGCGCAGUAGUACUGAGACAUUAUGGGGAGCCAAGACUUAGUAUGCCCCCCACUGGAGGUGCGUGUAUAAACCAUCCAUUGAUAAUAACCGCUGUACCAAUACGAGGUGAGUACGUUGAGGCCGUAGAAUGGGACGUUGAAUGGAGGAAAAUAGAAAAUGGUAAAGCUUUUAAGACAAAGAUGGAAACACAAGAUCCGUUCGUACUAAAAGCCGAACGUGCCGCGUUACGACACUCGGGAGUUUACCGUAUUCGUGUGAAGAAUCGAUAUGGUUUUGCAGAGGGGACCAUACAAAUAGAUGUUGUGGAAAACCCACCUUCUAUCAUUUCUGUGACGUCAUCACCGCACGUGGCUGUCGAAGACUCGUCAGACGUUUUGCACGUGGACAUGCGCAACGAAGAUGGUCUUGUGUCAAUUGACUGGUACUAUAAUGGAAAAUUAAUCAAGAUUGAGGACAAGCAUUUUUCAUUCCCAGGAGCCCAUCCUGGUCGUCCUGACACCAGAAAAAUGUUGAAAUUGAGUAAUUUACAUUCUGGUAUGAGCGGUGUUUUCAAAGUCAUCGCAAAAGCAAGAUUUUGCGAAUUUACCAAGGAAAUAGUUGUGGAUGUUUAUGUGCGUCCAAAAAUGAUCGUUAUUCCCAACGUGCGCACGCUCUAUCAGAUUGCUGGUGGUGAUACAACCAUUGUUCAAGUUGUCGUCGCUGGUGGCAACCCAACACCUGAGAGAGAACACCUUGUAUGGUAUAAAGACUCGAAACUGUUAGAAGUUACAAGAAGUGGAAGAGUCAGGGUGCAAAAUCAGGAAUGGUUGGAGAAAAAGGGGAAAUCAAGCGAUGAUAUUCAGAAUGAAAAACGUAAACGCAUUGGUUGGAACUCAACGCUAAGCAUAACUUCACCGCGGGUCUCAGAUUCUGGCAAAUAUUCUUUUAUGGUAUCAUUUCCAAGAACAAACUACACUGUCGAACGGAUAAUUAAGGUUACAAAGUUAUGAA